Molecule: messenger RNA, 3744 nt
Organism: Lachancea dasiensis
Lineage: Eukaryota; Fungi; Ascomycota; Saccharomycetes; Saccharomycetales; Saccharomycetaceae
Source: the annotation of a GenBank genome assembly
AUGGGUACCUAUCGAAAACGUUUUAAUGAAAAGGCCAGAGCUGGCCAAAUGGCCAAACUAAAAGAGCUGAAGAAAGUGAGAAACAAGCAGUUUACAAGACACCUUGAGGAUGGUAACGAGCCUCAAGAUCCUCACGAAUCCGAAGAACCACGCAACAGUAAUGCAGAAAUUGUUGAACCCUUAACGGAAGCCGAGAAAGAGGCCAAGAAACGUAAACUGGAAGAGCUUUUCAAGCCUGAAAAGGAGUCUAAGGUGUCUAGACUCAAAAAGAAACGACUAGACAAGUUCAUCGAGCAUCAACUAAAGAGGGAAGAAAAGAAGGCUAUUAUUGACAAGUUGCAAGACCACAAAAUAGACACUGGUAUACUCACGAGUUCGAAAAACUUGGGUCAUGGCAGACAGACCAAGAAACAAGCAUUCCAAGAAGCUCUGAAACUAGAGCAAAUGGGUCAAGCAAGUGAUAAAAUUAGGGAAAUCUUAUAUCAGGAGCAUGAAGUCAAGGACUGGGAAGAACGAAGUGACGGAGAUGAAGUCGACGAUAGCAGUGAUGAAAACAGCACCGCUGGGUUCGAGGCUAGGACAGACGAGACUGAGGCACCCGCUUCAUCCUUUGUAGACAACAGACCGGCAAAAUUUGGCGGGUCUGGGUUUGGCUUUGCCUUUCAGAAUGCAAAAGUGGUACGCAAAACUAAACCCUCUUCGAAGAAGCGGUACAACUGGCGUGAAAGAGUAAAUAUGCAGGAAGCGCGCAAGCACUCGAAAGAAGAUGAAAUGGAUUUUGAUACUUCUGAGGAAGACGAAGAGGAUACCAGCGAGAGCUCCAGUGAUUCUACAGCUGAAGUAGAUGAGGAUGUUGAUAAAGGUGAAGAUGCGACAGGGUCCACAUCUGUCUCAGAUUCAAACGGUGAAGAAAUUCAAUCUGCCGAAAACGCUGCAGAUGACUUCAAAUCAUGGGCUGAGGGUGAAAUAAAAAAAUUGGAAGGUCGGGAUGUUCCGCUAGAGACCCCGCAAUUGUUGGGGCCAUAUGAAAAGAUUACUAGAAUCGAAGACUUAGAAGAUGGUCUAGUGGAUGACAGUGCACCAGUGAGCGAAAGCUCGAAGCGGAAGGUCUUCUACGUCAACGUUAAUAGGCCUGACGAGAUACAACAGGCUAGGUUGAAGUUGCCUGUUUACGGUGAAGAACAUAAAAUCAUGGAGGCCAUUCAUCACAAUGACGUAGUCGUUUUAUGUGGUGAAACUGGUUCAGGUAAAACAACACAAGUUCCGCAGUUUUUAUUUGAAUCUGGUUAUGGUGACCCUCUUUCUCCUGAUGCCCCAGGUAUGAUCGGCAUUACACAGCCACGCAGAGUGGCUGCAGUCUCUAUGGCCAAGCGUGUGGCGAAAGAACUGGGUGAUCAUCAAGACAACGUUUCAUAUCAGAUACGAUUUGAUUCGAGCGUCUCCGAAAAUACCAAGAUGAAAUUCAUGACCGAUGGUGUACUUCUAAGAGAGAUGAUGAAUGACUUCAUGCUCACCAAAUACUCUGCCAUUAUAAUCGACGAAGCGCAUGAAAGAAAUAUCAACACUGAUAUUCUUAUUGGACUUUUGAGUAGAUGUGUUAGACUGCGCGCUAAGAAUCACGAAAAAAAUCCAAGCUCCGCGAAGAAAUUAAAACUAAUCAUCAUGUCCGCUACUUUAAGAGUUACAGAUUUUAGCGAGAACCCUAAAUUGUUCGUCUCACCCCCUCCAGUUUUAAAAGUCGAUGCUCGUCAGUACCCUGUGUCUGUCCAUUUCAACAAACGUACGACCUUCAACUACACUGAGGAGGCUUUUCGAAAGACCUGCAAAAUCCACCAAAGGCUUCCAAGAGGUGCCAUCUUAAUCUUUAUGACUGGGCAGCAAGAAAUAACACACAUGGUAAAGAGGUUGCGGAAGGAGUUCCCUUUCCCUAAAAUGGCGAAACCUUUCGAAGAGAUGAACAGUAGCAAGGACAUGACGAUCAAAGUCAAUCCAAGAAAUGCUGAUGUGGAAGCCGAGGAUGUGGAGUUCAGUGUAAACACUGGAACGAGGUUGGAAGGAGAAGACAGAGACGACUUUGAAGAGGAGGAAUCGGAUGGAGAAGAAGGUUUCGAUGAAACGCUUGAAGAUGGGCAAACUGCUACAGACCCACUGUAUGUUUUGCCUCUUUACUCCUUAUUGCCAACGGAAGAGCAGUUAAAGGUAUUUCAAGACCCCCCUGAGGGCUCACGACUGUGUGUGGUUGCGACAAAUGUGGCCGAAACAUCUCUCACGAUUCCCAACGUCCGCUAUGUCGUUGACUGUGGGAGGUCGAAAGAACGUAUUUUCAAUGAGUCAAAUGGUGUACAAAGUUUUGAAGUAGGCUGGGUGAGCAAAGCAUCCGCUGAUCAAAGAAGUGGUAGAGCUGGUCGUACAGGUCCUGGCCAUUGCUAUAGACUCUACUCAUCUGCUGUGUACGAGAGCGAUUUCAAUCAGUUCUCGAAACCGGAAAUCUUAAGGAUGCCCGUUGAAAGCGUAGUACUGCAAAUGAAGAGCAUGGCCAUCCACAACAUAUUGAAUUUCCCUUUCCCAACUCCACCGGGCCAAGAUGCUCUAUCCAACGCAGUCAAACUCCUUAAGUAUCUCGGAGCUCUAGACAGCAAAGACGCUAUCACUGAUGAUGGUAAGAAAAUGAGCCUCUUCCCUUUAAGCCCUCGGUUUUCUAAAAUGCUCUUAGUGGGGAAUGAAAGCGGCUGUUUACCUUACAUUGUAUCUAUCGUCAGUGCUUUAUCUGUUGGGGACCUUUUUAUGUCCGAGAAUGAACUAGGCAUUGGCGCUCGAAUGGAAGACAAUUCAGAGAGUGAAGAGCUGGACGCUGAGCAAAAAACCCGUCUCCAGCAAUUGCGAACCCAAUACCAUAAAAGUCAAGCCAAAUUUUCGAAAUUGGAUAAAUACAGCGACGUCAUGAAACUUCUAAGUGCUAUUAGCUCGCUAGACUACAUCAGUUCAGAGAAAAUGUCCUUGUUUAUGAAAAAGAACUUUAUGAGGCCCAAGAUUGUGGAGGAAGCCAGAAAACUGAGAAAGCAAUUGCUAUACAUUGUCAAGUCUAACACUUCGAGAGAGAACGUGGCUGUAAGCGUGUCUGAAGAGUCCUUGAAGUCGGGUGUUCCCAAUGAGAGCCAAGUAAAAUUACUGAAGCAGAUGGUAUGCGCCGGUUUUGUUGACCAGGUCGCAAUAAGAGCAGAUCUCAUAGCUCCAGAGGAUUGCAAAAUUACUAAUAAGUCCGCCAUAUCUGGGAUUCCGUAUAUUCCGGUUUUGGCGCCCAAAGUUCCCGGUGACAUCGCCCAAACUUUCGUCUUUUUGCAUCCUGCUUCAAUUAUCAACACCAGUGGCGAAAGCCCGCCCAAGUACUUGGUUUACCAUUCGUUGCAUCAAAAUAAUCGCAGCGAAGCGUCCAAGACUCGUAUCAGACCACUCUGUGACAUUAAGAGUACCCCGCUUGUGAAUAUUGCGCGCAAGGGCUCUCUCGUCACUUACAGCAAACCGCUUUCCGGCCAAGGUAUUCGUCCGCUAGACUUAUCGCCAACGGAAAGAUUAUGCUACGUGACCCCACGGUUUGGCUCUUCUAUGGACAGUGAUCUGAAGGUAACUUGGGAUUUAAACCCCUUAGCUGUCCAUCAGAAGAAGGUAGCUGGUCAGUGGAUUGUAGACAAGCUGGUCACCGCUAAAUACUAUAAGGACGUCAGCGUUCAAAAGUCCACAAAGUAA